UUGCUUGCGUUGUACACAGUUGGUAUUUUUUGAUUGUGCGUGGAAGAUUUGCGAAUUCCAUGUGGUGUGCGAAACGCGUUCUCCAUAAUGGAAGUUGAUCAGGCGAGUGAAAAUGUGAAGCAAACUGAGGAACUGUACGCGUACACAAAGAGGCAGGAGUUUACGUCGGAGUCUUUCAAGAUCGAAGUUCGAGGUCUGCCGAAGUACUAUGGUCUCGGGGAAUUCAAGAAGCUUUUGCAAAAAACGUUGCAUCUAAAUCCUCACAAACUCAAACCACUGGGACCAAAAUCGACUGCUAUAUUUAUAGCGUUCAAAAAUGAAAAUGAUCGUCUGGAGGGAAUAAGUAAAUUGAACGGCUUCAAGUGGAAGAAGAAUGAACUUUCUGCUUUUGUACGUUCCUUGAGUAUAUUGAGAAAUACUCGCGUAUCAAGCUGGCCCUUCUUAUGUUCUCAGAAAAGUUCUGCUGCGCCAGAUCCUUAUGUGAAGAAAACAUUGCAGAGCGGACAAUUUGCCUCUUUCACCGAAGAUGAAGCGAAAUCCGCGAUCGAGAAACAGACUAUUCCUUUGUUCGCAGAAUCAGAUGAUGAGCAGUGUUCAAAGAAACGUCAAGCGGUUUGUGCUGUCGUGAAGAACUUGGGAAAGCAAUUGUUGAAAGUUAAUGAGCCCUUGACGAGCUGGAUUUUGGAGCAGAAGAAGUUACACGGAGGAAUUUUUUGCGAUGUUGACCCUUGUUUGGCAUCUCCUGUAAAGGAUGGCUACAGGAAUAAAUGUGAAUUCACCAUUGGUCCAGAUAUCGUCACGAAAGAACCAUCAGUUGGGUUCAGACUGUCUAGUUACAAGGCCGGGUCUAUUGGAGUAGCUCAAAUAGGACAUCUCGCUCAAGUAUCUGAUCUGAUGAAGAAAAUUGUCUCAGUAUGCAAUGAAAAGAUUCAUUAUUCCUUCAAGAGUAAUUAUGAAGAGUUAAUUUUUAUUUCCCAGCAUUUCGACAUUUUCGUCAAGAAAUCCCCUUAUUUACCGUACAACCCCGUGGAUCAUUCGGGUUAUUGGAGAACGUUGAUGCUUCGAACUACAAGAAAUGGUGAUGCAAUGGCGUGUAUUGGUCUUCAUCGGCAGCAGUUGGACCCGGUCGAAAUGGACCAGUUGAAAGCUGAUGUUAUCAAAUGCCUUACGGAUCCCGCUCUCGAAAGCUGCGUGAAGUCCAUUUAUUUGAAGGAUGAAGGUCGACGGAACAUCGACAGAGAAAAUGGAAAUGCUCGUCAAAAUCCCGCAUCCGACGUGACCCAUAUCUUCGGUGAAGAAUACGUGGCCGAAACUAUACGGGGAUUAAAGUUUCGAAUUUCACCGAAAUCUUUUUUCCAGUGCAACACGUAUGGCGCUGAGGUGCUUUACGACACAAUUCUCAAAGUGGCUGAUCUCCGCCCUACUGAGUCUUACGUAUUUGAUGUGUGCUGUGGUACGGGAACUAUUGGGUUGUGUGCCGCGGAUUCGUGUGUGAAAGUCGUCGGAGUAGACAUUGUUCCGGAAGCCAUCGAAGAUGCUAAGCAUAACGCAGAAGUGAAUGACUUGGCAGCGAAAGUUGACUUCAUCGCUGGUUCAGCGGAAGAACUUAUUUGUGGCUUGCUCAAGAAGCUCAACAUUUAUGGUGCUGGUGAAAAUGGAUCGAAAAACAUCGUAGCGAUUGUCGAUCCUCCUCGAGCUGGCCUUCAUCGAAAGGUCAUCAGUGUUCUGAGGCGAGAAAAAGACAUCGGAAAAAUUGUGUACGUAUCAUGCGAUCCGAAAAGCGCGACGCAGAAUUUCAUUGAUCUGGGCAGGGAAUGGUCGGGCAAUUACCCGGGAGAACCAUUUUUGCCGACGAAAAUCGUCCCCAUUGACUUGUACCCAUACACUGAACACGUGGAAGUUGUCAUAUUAUUCGAACGUGCUUCCGCCUGCGUGAAAAUCUUGGAACUGCCUGUUGAGGAUUCCAGUGAGAAAGCGGAUCCAAGUUCCAGCUGAGAAAUCGAAUGCAUUUUUACUGUGACAAUAAGUCUCCGUGCGUCGGUGGAAUAUUGAAUUUAUGUGUUUCAAUUUC
Molecule: messenger RNA, 2071 nt
Organism: Notodromas monacha
Lineage: Eukaryota; Metazoa; Arthropoda; Ostracoda; Podocopida; Cyprididae
Source: the annotation of a GenBank genome assembly